AAUCUUGUUUCAUUGCAGAGAAAGUAGACUUUUUUUGAAGUCAGAGGCGAAAAAGUCGGCGUUCUCUGCUAGUGAUUCUCAAUUUUCCGAUCAAAAGUCACCUUUUGAGCAAUAAAAAUAUCUGAUUCGGAAUCAGGAUCAAAAGCUGAGUCGACUGAUGUAUAUUGUGUAUUUCGAAACUUUCGGUUGAUUUUCAGUUUUGGGUGGUAAUUUUUCGACGUAAAAAUUAAAAAAAAACUAAAGUAGUCGGAUAGGAUAUAAAUACACAUCGGUCGAUCAGCGUUUGAUUUUUAUUGCUUGAAAGUUGAGUUUCGGAAAAUUGAGAAUUACCGGCAGAACACCGACUUUUUCGCCUCUGACUUCAAAAAAGUCUACUUUCUCUGCAAUGAAACAAGAUUUGAGAAGAGCUCUUCAUACUUUUAAAGCUCGUUUGAUGGCCGAUCUAACUAUGUGUGAAUCAAAGAUCUAGUCCUUCACGCAAGAAACGAUUAGGGUUUGUAAACAAAAGUCCUCGAGAAUGGACCUUUAAACGUUUGAGACACUGUCAAACUUCCACUUUUAGCUUUAAACGCUUAAAAAUGUCGUGUAUAGAUUCAGUUUUGAACAAGAAACCCAAAUAUAGGAAGCUCGAGUCUCAAAAUCACGAAGGGAAAAUACUAUGAAACUUCUUUCGAAAAUGAAAAAUGUUAGACUUUUUGAGGUGUUUUCAGUAUUUUGACAUUUUCUCCACGAAGAAAAGGGUUUUAAGGGCUGGGAAGGUGAUAUGCGAGACCACAGUCAAACGACAAAUUAGAAUAUGUAUAAUAUAGUCAAAAACGAAUUUCACUCAAAGUUUGCUUUAUGUGCAUCUUGACUUAUUAAAAUUUCUUGAAUUCCUAUAUUUUCUGACCAAGAUCUUGAAUCAUAAUCUUACUGAAAAAGUUCAAAAAGUCAAGAUCUUGGUUACAAGAAGUUUCACUAGGGAGUAUUUCAGAUUUGCCGCUUAAAGUUCGAAUUAGUGUUUAUCUUAUUUGUGUGUGUUAAAAUAGGAAUAAUUCUAUUAUCACUUUUUCAGUCACGAUUCCUUCUCGAUGAUCCAAAAUCGUCAUCGAAUACUGAACAACAACACAAAGAAAAUACAAAAAAUUUGAAUGCUAAAACAAUAAUCUAUGUUCGAGCAGACCAUUUGCUCAGUAUAACCGUGACAAAGACGAUGCUAAGUCUUGCUCAGCGUCUAUCCACUAUGUUCAAUGAUGAUAAUAAUAAACAAUCGGCUUCGAAUGAAGACGAUGAUCAAUCAAUGUUAUCAAUACUUAAUAUGACCGGACGUGAUGUUUCCAUUGACAAUAUAGGCGGUGUCGAAUUUCUCGAAGAUCAUCAAUUAGAACUUCCAAUUCAUCUCAAACAUGAAGAUUCAAUUCCAUUGACAGUACCCGUUGAACGAUUAUCGGCAACACGAAUUCCAGCUAUUGCCGAACAAAUUGCAAAUCGACGACAAGAAUUUUCUGUUAAAAUUGAUAAUCAAAUGAAAGCUGUCGAUAUCAAUCAAACAUGGAGACGAGUAUUUGAAUUGGGUCCAUCGCCCAUAGCGGACUGGCCUAUUCAAUUGCUUUGUGAUUCUCAAUUGUACAAUGAUCGUCGACGAAUUGUUCUCAGUUCAAUAAUUAAAAUUUUCAACAGAGCUACAAUGUCAGUGAUAAUUUUGGAUAUUGAUUCCGUUGAAAUGGGAACAUUUCGUGAAGUUGCUCGCAUCGAAGCCAAUAGUGAACUUUAUCUUCCAUUGGAUCUUCUCUAUGUACGCACGACUUCACGUCUAUUUAUUACUAUUGACGGAGCUGACAUUACGAGUCAAGGUCAUGAUUUCAUUUCGUACGAUUGGACAACUGAGUCAUCUGCUGAUCGUGUAUUAAAACUGGCAAAUGGCAAAGAUGCUCAUUUUGCCGUAUGUAUUCGUUUGAUUUUCUACAAAGAAUCGAAAGAAGCAUAUUCAGAAAAUACAGAUGAACCUAAUCGAACUUCAUUUCAUAUCUAUGUCAAACUGGCUCUCCAUCUCAUUAAUCUGUUAUCGGUUGAUGUCGAAUGUGGGAUUGAUACUGUCGAACAAGUCGAAUUGAAACCGAGUCACUUGUAUCAUAGCAUUUCGGGUAGCAAAAAGUCCGUGCUGACAUUUACGAGAUUACUCUUACGUGUGGAUACAUAUCGCGAAUCGUAUCGUGUUUCAUUAUAUUCUACAUAUUGGGUUAUCAAUUGUACUGAUAUGAAAUUUGAAUUGAAGAUCGACGAUGAAAAAACACUAAUCGAAAUAGUCGAACCACCAUUUUUCGUAUGUCCGAAAAAUUUUGAUAGUGACAAGAAAAAAAAGGGUCAUAUACGUCUCUUCAGCAAGGAAGAAGAUGAUACAGUGUCCGAAUGGUCCGAAGGUUUUUCAUUAGAUGUUAUUAAAAGUACCGGUAUGACGAGUUGUAAAGUAGCCAAUGAUAGAACUUAUAUGAUUGGAGUGGAAGUUGCUGAAGUACUAUCGGAAACAGAAGAGACAGAAUGGAGAUCGGUGGAACCAGAAGGAAUUAUUCCAUUUUGGCCACGUAAUAUCGAACAGAGUAUCAUGCGUGUACGAUAUAUACAUAAUCGAUUAGCAUCAAAAGCAUUCAUAUUCAAUGACAAACAUCGAACAAUGCUUCAUAUGAAUGAUGAAGAACGUCCGGCACUUCAAGUUGAAGUUAUUUCGACCGAUUUUGAUGGAUUUCGUAUUGUUUUUGGUGAUUACAAAACCGGCGAUUCACCUGUUCUACUUGUCAAUUGUUUGAAAAAUCAACCAGUUGCAUUCUGUCAAGCAGAGGAUGUACGAACACAAAUCUUGCCACCACAACACUAUGUCUAUUAUGCAUGGAUGGAUCCGUUAAAACCACAAAUAUUAGUCGUGUCAUGUAAUGGUCAAAGUAAAUCACUCGAACUUAACCCACUUUGUGGUGUUCUUCAAACAGAUGUUCACCAACCUGUAUACUAUACGAUAUUCAACGAUGGUACUCAAACGGUAGUACUGUUUGCUGAAGAAAUCGAUCUAAUCGAAGCGGUUACAAAUACACCAUCGUCAGGUGAAGCCAUGAAUCAACAUAUUCAAGUUGGCAUUCGUGAUAUAGGCAUUGCCGUUAUUGAUGAUAUUACUCGAAACGAUUUGUUUUAUAUAACUAUAAACAAAUCGAAGGAGAUCUGGACAGAGACAAGUAAAUCUCAUAUACGACCACUUUCACGCAAACUCAAUGACGAUUUGGAUGAACACUAUAAAUCGUACAUCAAACAUCUGAAUGAUCAUCCGAACAAUGAAGAGCAUGCCAAGAAGAAAUAUCGCAUUGACGAUCAUCGCGACGUGUCAUUCGAUGAGGAUACAGCUGAACUGACCGAUCAUGAAGGUCAUCGAGUACGUAUUCAACGACAACCACUUGAUGGACUCUGGAUUGGAUUUGCUCGGUCGGUGAGUAAUGCGUCACUUCAUGUACGCAUCAAUCGUAUACAAAUCGAUAAUGAACAUGAAUUUACACUGUAUCCGGUUGCUCUUCAUCCGAUUGUUUCCAAAGCAGGAGGCACCGAUAUACCUGGAAAACCUUUCAUUGAAUUGAAUCUAUUCAAAACGACAAUAGCCCGAUCAAAUACAACAUAUAUCAAAUAUUUGAAAGUACUCGUUCAAGAAUUCGUCUUUUGUGCUGAUCAAACUUUGAUCAUGUCAAUUCUAUCAUUCAUCAAAUCGGAAGAGGUUUCAGGAGCGCCUACAAUUAAUAUGGACUCAGAUCUAAAACGUAUUGAUAAGCCACUUCAAGCAAUUACUUAUGCUCAAUCGAGUAGUAUUCCAGCGGAACCUAAAAUAUACUUUGACAAUAUGCAUUUAUCUCCAAUCAAGCGAUUGCGGCACGAGUCGUGCGAUCGCGGAGUGAGGACCGCGUUCGCGACGCGAAUGAAACAAAAAAGUGGACUUGGCUCGGAUAAAAAAAGCGAACAGUUACUUGCCGAAUAUCCAUUGGUCGACUUCUUACUGCAGACAUUGAAUGUCGCAGAAGUACAAGAUGUCAUUUUAAAAUUGAACUAUUACGAACGUAAGAAUGAUCAAUUUACAAUGUCGAAAGUCGUCGAAGAAAUCCAGAAUCAUUAUCAAAACCAGUUAAUGAGACAACUUCAUGUAGUUGUUCUUGGUCUUGAUGUACUUGGAAAUCCGUUCGGUGUUAUUCGUGGAGUUGCCGAAGGUGGUGCUAUGGAAGGUCCGAUAGAAUUCGUCGAAGGUAUAGCAAUAGGUACUCGAAAUUUGGUUGGUUCUGCCGUUGGUGGUGCUGCUGGUGCCGUUUCAAAGGUCACCGGUGUGGCUAGUAAAGGUUUGGCAAAGUUGACAUUCGAUAAAGAUUAUCAAAAUGCUCGAAUCGCGCGUAAAGAAGUUUCUGGACAUAGCGUAUCUGAUGUAAUUCUAAGUGGAAAGAAUAUCGGCAAGGAUGUUAUACGUGGUGCAAAGGGUGUAGUGACGAAACCGGUAGUCGGUGCGAAAAAACGAAACACACAAGGUUUUAUUAAAGGUUUGGGUAAAGGUCUUCUCGGUCUUGUUGCACGACCGGCAAGUGGUGUUGCUGAUUUUACCAGCACAUCAUUUGAUUUGAUCAAACGAACUGCCGUACAUGAAGAAGUUGUUCAUCGUGUUCGACCUCCACGUCAUGUUGGUCGAGAUGGCAUUAUUCGACCUUCAAGUGUUCAUGAAAUAAAAGGAUUUUAUAUUCUCGAUAGACUCGACGAUGAAAAACACACGAAAUCCGAUACUUAUCUUGCUCACAUUAAUUGUUCCGAAAAUCCGACUACUUGUCUUUUGGCUACUUCGAAACGAUUGUUAUUUUUAACCGAAAAAUCUACUUCAUCGGAUCUCUACGACGUUGAAUGGGACUGUAAUUAUAAAGAUUUGAAAGGACCACCGAUUGUCAAAUGCGAUCCGAAUGAAAUUCAUAUUCUUUUAAAAGAGUCAAAAGUACUUGGAUUAAUCAAGAAAGAUCGACCAUCGCAUAAACAAACGGUCGCGUAUCAAAAUGCUGGCGAAGCUCGCGUAUGUCAUUAA
Messenger RNA from Didymodactylos carnosus, 5059 nucleotides. The record is from the annotation of a GenBank genome assembly. NCBI's taxonomy places the organism in Eukaryota, Metazoa, Rotifera, Eurotatoria, Philodinida, Philodinidae.